CCCCCCUCCCUUCUUUUUUGUUUCCUUGUGUUCGCGUGCUCCACUAAUUUUUCUCUAAACCGCAAAGUCGAUUGUUAUUUUAUAUUCAACAGCACAUCAAAUAAACAAACAAAAUACGUCCCCCCACUCUGCACCAACCCACUCAACGCCGGCGCCGACCUGAAUUCAAUGUUCACAGACACCUACGAGCUGGCGUGCUUCGUGCCGUCGCGCCUGGACGGCCGCGCCCUCGAGACUCUGAUCACACUGACCAGCAGCCGGCCCUAUGGGUCCUACCGCAGCACCAGCGGUCCAAACAGCACCAGCAGUCUCGGCGCCAGUAGCAGUAGCAGCAAUAGCAAUAGCACCAGCACGCCCGACUCUGAGCGGGCCAUCAUUUUCCUUCACCCGUACGCGCCGCUGGGUGGCCAGUUCAGGAACAACAUCAUAUAUGAGGUUAACACCCGGCUGGGCCGCCGCGGGUCGCUAUCCAUUGCAUUCAACCUGCGCGGCGCCGGGCGCUCCGAAGGCCGCACAUCGUGGACAGGCCUCUCGGAGCAAGAGGACCUGCGCUCGAUUCUCGACAUGGUCAAGAGCCAGCGUCUGGUCCUCCACGACGCGCGCCACCCACCCGCCGAGCGCCGAUCACUGCUGCUGCAGAUGCAGGCGCGCGGCCACAUAGACGCAGCCGUCGAUAUCGACCAGCUGGACGCCGUGCCCCUUCCGCGCAUAACCAACACGCUGCUGUGCGGCUACAGCUACGGGUCCAUGAUAGCCGCCGCCAUUGGGCCCGCCGAGUACCCGCAGCUGGGCGUUGACUACGUCUACAUCAGCUUUCCAUACAGCGUCAUCUGGGCGCUUGCAAUGAGCAAGCGCUCGCUGUAUCUGCAGCGCAUCGCCGAGACUGUCUCUGCAGCUGCGGCUGCCUUUGCGGCGGGCGCCAAGGGCAAGCACAUCGCACGCACGCUGUUUGUCGCCGGCACGUCCGACACAUACACGUCAAUCUCGUCGUACAACAAGUGGUGGGAGCAGCUGGCCGCAAAGGCACUGCAGGCGGUGCAGGCCGCUGAUGACGCGGUAGACGCAGCGGACGCCAAGCGCGCCGUGGGUCAGGCGCUGACGCUGGUGCGCGCGCAGAACGCCGACCAUAGCUGGCUCCGGCGUGAGGGCGAAGUGACGGACUCCAUAGAGAGCUGGUGGUGGGCGCGGCACCAAAGCCCGUGAUCUCAGCAUCGUUUCCAGAGUUUUUCAGGCCGCGCCAUUCCACACACACUCAUUUUCCCUUUUCAAGUUUCCAGCUCUGGAGUUUAAAUAUAUUGCCACAGCGGCUCCUGCACAUCCCCUUCACCACGGCCGGCACCAACGGCAACGGCAGCGGCAGCG
Molecule: messenger RNA, 1362 nt
Organism: Kickxella alabastrina
Lineage: Eukaryota; Fungi; Kickxellomycota; Kickxellomycetes; Kickxellales; Kickxellaceae
Exons: 1
Coding region: 169-1203 (344 amino acids)
Source: RefSeq, a predicted model, not a curated record